This is a messenger RNA of Choloepus didactylus (southern two-toed sloth), 1475 nucleotides long. RefSeq names its product L antigen family member 3 (gene LAGE3). The coding region runs from base 1 to 441 and encodes 146 amino acids. NCBI's taxonomy places the organism in Eukaryota, Metazoa, Chordata, Mammalia, Pilosa, Megalonychidae. The transcript is spliced from 3 exons. The record is from RefSeq and is a predicted model, not a curated record. Gene Ontology annotation, cellular component: EKC/KEOPS complex.
AUGCAGGCGGCGGAGGCAGGCGCAGGCGGCCCGGGUGGCCGCGGCGGCGCGGGCUCGGUGGGCUCCGAGGCCGGUGGCGCGCCCCUGUUCGCGCGGGCACCGCACGUGCCAGGGUCUGGUGGAGACGCCACGUCCGCGGUUACCGGGCCAGAAAGCCCAGUACACAAAUUUUCCCUCCGUGUCCCUUUCCCCUCCCCGAGGGAGGCGGAGAUCGCCUGCGGCUCCCUGGCCCCAGAUGCCGAGCCCCACGGAGGGGCGAUUCAGAAGGAGCUCACAGUGGCCGGGAACGCGCUGGCUGUGUCAGUUCUAGAAGGGGCGGAGUGGGGCCAGUGGACUUCUGAGGACCCUCGCCUCCUCCGAAUCUCCAUCCUGAACUUUCUCGACCAGCUUUUCCUGGUGGUGCAGACCAUGCAGCGCUUUGGGCCCCCUGUCUCCCGCUAAGCCCGGGCCACAGGGGCCUGGGGCCUGACCUCAUGCCCCUCCUGCCAGCACCCCCUUCCCUAGGGCAUUGAUUCCUAGAGUAGUUGCCACUUUCUUACUGGAGCCUAAUUUUUUGCUGCACUGGGCUUUGGGUGCUGUGGGCCCACUUGUUUUAUUUGGUGCUUAAAUGUUUUUUCCUGCAGAAAAUUAAAACGAGCUGAGAUUCCCUGCCUGAGUUCCUUCACAGCUUCCACACCUCCAGAUUUUCUUGCCUUUGUUCUCUGGUUGGAGGGGAGGCUCUGGGAUUCAGAUAUUCAAGUAGUACAAGGUAAACUGCUACGUAAUGUAAGGCCACAUGCAAUGUGUAACAGUAAUAUGUGAUUAUGUAAUGUAUAAUUUGGGGGGGGAGUUUAGCAUUCAAUAUUUUUCUUGAUUUUUUUCAUUUAAUGUGUGCUUUUCCUCUUUCUGAAAAUUCUGCAAAAACAUAUUGAAUGGAUGUACCCAAAAAGCAUUAUGAUGUAAUUGUUGACCAUUUAAAUCAUUUCCAGUUUUCCUCUAUGAUGUAAUGAUUCAAUGGGAUGCUUGUAGAUAAGUCUUGGUAUGAAGUUAUUUCCUUAAGAUAGAUUUCAAGAGAUAGAAUUACUGAGUUAAAUAUUUUCUGUUUAUUAUUUAAGGCUCUUGAGCUACGGUACAAAAUUGCUCACUAGAAAUUGUGCCCUCCCACCACAAUUCGGGUUUCUCUACAUCCUUUGUCAACAGGACGUCAAUUUAAUGUAAAAAUGAAAUACUUAGUUUGUAUGAGAAGAGCAAACAGCCCAGAAACACUAAAAUAGGAUUUUUGUGGCUUGCUGGCCUUGCUUCAUGAGUGAAGAAAAGUGUUAGGACAGUUCCUUAACGGUUGGGAGGAGGAGAUUGGAUCCCUCUAAAAUAUCUUGUACCCUGCAACCUUGCUAAACACGCUUAAUAGUUUUGGUGGCUCUUUUGUAGAUUCUGUAGGAUUUUCUACAGAAGCAAUCAUGUUGUCUUUCAAUAAAGGCAUUUUUACUUCUUUCCAA